This is a messenger RNA of Pseudozyma hubeiensis SY62, 3054 nucleotides long. RefSeq lists its product as hypothetical. Gene Ontology annotation, cellular component: actomyosin contractile ring; cell cortex of growing cell tip. The transcript has a single exon. Gene Ontology annotation, molecular function: MAP kinase scaffold activity. Lineage: Eukaryota; Fungi; Basidiomycota; Ustilaginomycetes; Ustilaginales; Ustilaginaceae. Bases 1 to 3054 code for a protein of 1017 amino acids. The record is from RefSeq and is a predicted model, not a curated record.
AUGCAACCUCCUCCACAACCGCCACACCAGCACUUCAAUCCGAAUCCAAUGUCGGCCAUCAACGCAAGGCAAGGCCCCGGUCCGAGGUAUCCUCCCUCUUCGGGCGGGUCCGCUAUGGGCUUUUACCCUUCUACAAAUGGCACCGGCGGGCCAUCCGACUCGUAUGCAUCAUCACAACCGCCAACAUCACCGCAGCCGACCAUCACAUCUCCACGCGGCGCUCCCGCCAUACAGCUGCUUGACGCCCCCCUCUCCAGCCCACAAGAUGCCUCGUUCGCCUCUUCCUCGGCUUCAUCUGGCCCCUCAGGUUCCAGGUAUCGCCGUGCAAGGCCGGAUACCGAGGAGAUCAAGCGCGUCGGCCGGUCCCACUACGUCGAGCUGCUUGGCUUCCUCCGAAGCCACCUAGCCAAAGUCGAGCAGACAGCACCGCGCUCCAACGCGCGCGAAAAACUCACCCGUCUCAGCAAGCAGCAGUUCACCGAGCUUUCGACCGAUGUCUACGAUGAGCUCAUGCGACGUCAGAACAACGUCAAGAACGGCAGCAGCCAGCCCUUCCUCGCAGUCCGCGACGAGUUCCAUCCCAAACGCAACCAGGCCAGGCAGAAGUUGGCCACUCUCCCCAAGAACCGUUUCAAGGAUCUCGCUUCCGACGUCUUCUUCGAGCUCGAACGUAGAUUCCCGGAACUCAAGCAAGAGUUUCGCCCAGAAGUCAUUGCGCGCGAAAAGGGGCGCGAGCAGCAGAUGCGUCAGGAGGCAGAGGCGGCGUUGCAGCGAAAGGAUUCCAUGGGCCAACCUCAGCCAUCAAUGUCGGAUCGCAUCGUACCCGCGAAAAGCACGCUUGUUGAAGAAGAUAUUGCAGUCCCAUAUACGGCAAACGCAUCCAAGUCAAGCAAUCGCAGCAACGACAUGGACGGCCUGUCCGAGCGUAUCUCCUCGCCUCUGCGCGACUCCACCGGCUCAAAUGGAGUCAACGGCAUCCCUGACAAUCGCAGCACCAUGUACAGUCAAGCGAGCAGUCUAGGCACUGGCUUUUUCAACGGCUAUUCGGGCAGCAUCGCUGCAGGUAGCGUCGCAAGUCCCAAUCUAGGUCGUGGCAGCGCCUUUGAAUCCAUUGACGUUUCCUCUUCAGCAGCCACCGAAAAGAUGCGCUCAGACUACGAGCUUCGCAUCGCCAAGCUUCAGCAGCAGAUCAGCUCGCUCGAGGCGCAGAUGGCCGAAGCCGGUCCGCGGGCGCGCAAGGCCGACGAGCUUGCCGGCCGCAACGAAGAGCUCGAUCGACAGCUCACACAGCUGCGCAAGGAGCUCGACGAAACCAAGCAGAAACAUCAGGAUGACCGCGAAGUGCAUCGCACUUUCGCCACCGACAAGGAGUCGGAGCUCGACGCUUUGAGAAGGGGGUUGCAGGACAAGGCGUCCAUCGGCGGCCAGGCUGAUUUCGAGGCGCUGCAGAGAGAACACGCACAGUCGACCGAGGUGGUCACAGAGCUCAAACAAGAGGUGAGCAACCUGCUCGAAGAGCUUCGCGAGCUUUCAGCGCGCAACGACGAGAUGCAGGCCGACCGCGAUAACGACAUCGUCGUCAUCAAGGACCUCAACGCCCAGAUGGCCAACUACAAGCGUCUCUACGAGACAGCCAAGACCGAGCUGCGCAACCUCAAAGCCACCUCGCAGCUCUACGUCCAGCCACCGAAAGCUGACGACUUUUUGCCAGCGUCCGAAAAGGGUGCGAUCGCAGAUGUCAACCUCACCGCUUUCCAGAGCUCCAUCGACGAGCUGCUCGCCGCUGCUCGAUCCAAGACGCCAGGGAACGUGCUCCUCUCGAUGAAGGAGGUGGUGCUCGCCACCACCCUCGUGACGGACGACGUUGCCAAGUACGAACAGAUUCCAGCCAACCUAGCCGAGCUUUCGCACGGGGACCAGGAACAGCUCAUGGCGCUCAAGUCAAAGUGCUCGGCUACGCUCAACAACCUCAUGACUGCCUGCCGCAACCACGCCUCGUCGCACGGACUGUCCCCCGUCAGCUUGCUCGACGCUGCCGCCAGCCACGUAUCGGCGACCAUCGUGGAUCUCGUUAAGCUGCUCAAGGUGCGAAAGGCGAGCAAGGUUGAGACGGACGAUUUCCAAGACAAGUUUGGUGAGGAUGCGGCGGCGGCGACGCGUCUCAAGCCGCUUCACAUCAAUGCGCAGGCGGCCAACCGCGAAGCGAGCGCCACUCUGUCUCCCAACACGGCCAACACGUACAGCUUUGCCAGCCUCAACCCCAGCUCUGCCGCCGGCGAAGAUCGGUUUUCGCCACGCAUUCGAAACAGCCCGACCAUGGGCCGCUACUCGCCGAUCGGGUACAAAGCCGAGGCGAUACGCAAGGAUUCGGGCGGAGACCAGCAGUGGCGCAGCCGAGCCACGUCGUUUUCGUCAGUUGGCAGCGCCAACGCCAGCACACCCAACAUGUCGACCAUGCCCGAGAUGCCCAACGUGCACGGAGCCAAGCGAUUCGUGAGCGAAUCUUCGGUGCUUGCCAGGGAACCAAGUAGGGCGGCAGCCAACGGUGUCUUGCCGCGCAGCGGAGCCAUCUCGCCCUCUCCCAUCUCGAGCGAUGACCAAGUGCAGAGAUCCGAGACGUACGACAGCCUGCAGACGGUCACCUCGGCGAGCGGCAGCGGAUUCGGCAGUCAGAACGGCGAGGAGAACUGGUCGGAGCUGCGUAACUACAUCGAGGUGCAGACGGAAGCCAUUGUGCACUCGAUCCAGGCGUUGCUCUCGGCCAUCCGAGAAGGCGCGCAAGGUGUGCAGCUCAGCGAGAACCUGACGCAGAUCACAACCAUCGUCUCGUCGAUUGUAGCCAUCUCCAAGGGCAACGUACCAGCCAGGAGCCGAGUCGAGGGCGAGAGGAUUCUGGACGAGUUGACCGACAACUGCGAAAAGCUGAGCGAGAUGCAGAGCCAUGACACAUUCGACAAGAGCACCAAGUCGACCAUGGCCAGCGCAUCCUACGGCGUCGCAAAGGGUUUGAAGGCACUCAAUGCUCUGUUCAACGAUGCCGAGCUCUCGCAGUAG